Molecule: messenger RNA, 2595 nt
Organism: Musa acuminata subsp. malaccensis (wild Malaysian banana)
Lineage: Eukaryota; Viridiplantae; Streptophyta; Magnoliopsida; Zingiberales; Musaceae
Product: rhamnogalacturonan I rhamnosyltransferase 1
Cellular component (GO): cytoplasm
Source: RefSeq, a predicted model, not a curated record
UAAGAACGGUUCGCCACCGACGCCCCCUUCCGAAGGCGACAACAUUCCCUGUCUCGGAUCGCAAUGCAGGGGGAUCGGAGACGCCGGAGCUAGCGCUCCCCCCCCCCCGCCUCUUGCGAUCUUCGGACGCAUAGCGCCGGUUCAGCAGUCGAAAUCGCCAUCUGAGCCCCUCCAGAUCCAGCGUGUGGGUCAAAAACAAUCCUCUUGGCCUUUCUUUGGCAACUUCCCACGGGGCGCGUGGCCUUUUGUGGAAGGUGACCGUGUUUUCGGUUUUGAUUGAUACUCGCUACCUGAGCAGACGGUGAAUUUUGGUAGCUUAAAGCGGCGAAAGAUCGGAAUUUUGGAUUCUUUUUUCUGGGUGGUUUCGGGAUUGGAAAGACAGUUGGGUCUAAAUUUUGAGUUUUAGAUGGCAAGCAUGGUUUUCUUCGACGGUAUAUGAAGUGCGUCGGGGGUCCUGAAUUGCUGCGUCGAGCUGCAUUGAGUGGAAAGGCAGACUCGUCUUGGUUUUCUCUUGAUUUUGGUUGCGAAGAAAGGAAAAAAAAGUGUAUUCUGUUUGUCGAUAAUUAGAAUGGGAGAGGAGUUGUUCUAGAGUUAUUGUUUAUGGGGGGCGGUGCAUUUUGGAUUCAGAGGAUGUGCCGGCUCGAGAGGACGAUGGGAUCUGAGUGCGGUGGAGAGAGGCAUCGCAAGCACAAGAUCGGUGGUGAGGCGAAGGCGGAGAAGCUAAAGAAUAGAUCAAAGUUGAAGCUAUGGAUGAUUCGGACGACGAGCACAGUGCUGCUCUGGACAUGCGUCCUCCAGCUCACGGCGCUGGGGGAGACAUGGGGGCCGCGUGUCUUGAAAGGUUGGCCGUCUUGCUUGAUCCCUUCAGAUUCAUCGUUCCUGGCCAAUGAAACCGCUCCCGUAGUCAAGAAGAUCGUUCUUCCCCCAAAAAGAAUCUAUAGAAAUAAUGGGUAUAUCAUGGUUUCAUGCAAUGGUGGGCUUAACCAAAUGCGAGCAGCGAUUUGUGACAUGGUUGCUAUUGCAAGAUAUUUGAAUGUGACACUCAUAGUACCAGAGUUGGAUAAAACAUCAUUUUGGGCUGAUCCUAGUGAGUUCCAAGACAUAUUUGAUGUCGAUCAUUUUAUCACUUCAUUGAGAGCUGAGGUGCGAAUACUGAAAGUGUUACCACCUAGACUGAAAAGGAGGGUUGAGCUGGGCAUGGUCUACUCUAUGCCACCUGUUAGCUGGUCAGAUCUGUCUUAUUACCAGAAUCAGAUUCUUCCCUUAAUAAAGAAGCACAAGAUUGUGCAUUUCAACAGGACAGAUGCACGGCUUGCCAAUAAUGGUCUGCCUUUGGAGAUCCAGAAGCUGCGCUGCCGAGUAAAUUAUUCUGCUUUGAGAUUCACUUCUCAGAUCGAAGAGUUGGGAAGGCUGGCAGUCAGAAUCCUGCGACAGACUGGCCCUUUUCUGGUUCUCCAUCUAAGAUACGAAAUGGAUAUGUUGGCUUUCUCCGGAUGUACUCAUGGCUGCUCCAAUGAAGAGGCAGAAGAGCUGACAAGAAUGAGGUAUGCAUAUCCAUGGUGGAAAGAGAAGGUUAUCAAUUCUGACCUGAAAAGGAAAGAUGGCCUCUGCCCCCUAACACCAGAAGAGACUGCUUUGAUAUUAAGGGCACUGGAUAUUGAUGGCAGUAUUCAGGUGUAUAUUGCUGCAGGAGAAAUAUAUGGUGGAAAAAGGAGAAUGGCAGUCCUUUCUGAUGCUUAUCCAAAUGUGGUAAGGAAGGAAAAAUUACUGGGACCCUCCCAUCUUAGAUAUUUCCAGAAUCACUCAUCUCAAAUGGCAGCACUAGAUUACAUUGUUUCUCUGGAGAGUGAUAUCUUUGUGCCUACAUAUGAUGGUAACAUGGCUAGGGUUGUUGAGGGCCAUCGCAGAUACAUGGGUUUCAAGAAGACCAUCACAUUAGAUCGAAAGCUCCUGGUUGAUCUGAUUGAUCAGUAUAGUAAUGGAACAUUAGGAUGGGAUGACUUCUCUUCCUUGGUUAAGGCAGCUCAUGCUGAUCAUAUGGGAAGGCCCACCAGGAGACUGGUCAUACCCGACAGACCAAAAGAAGAGGAUUAUUUCUACACCAAUCCCCAAGAGUGCCUCCAACAGCCUGAUGAGCCAUGGGCUUUGUGAGUUUGUUAUCAUUGUACGAAUCUCUCUUCGUCGCCAUUAUUUGGGAAACGCCACUACUCUUGUCUUUCAUCAAGGUGGUCCUUGUUGGACCACAAUUAGAAAGAUGAAGGUUUUGCUUCAAAAAAGUUUUGGUGCAUUACAAAGAUAGCACGCUGGAGUUUAUACAUGCAGCUGGUCAACAUACAUAAGAUAUCUUCAAUUCUUCAAAAUAAUACUGAUUCUUGUACAGAAAGAUGAGUUGGGAGAGGGAAGGACAAGAACAUGUUUCCUAGUAAUUUUCAGCUGCAUGGACAGCACAGGAGAGAGAGAGAGAAUAGAUAAAAAUGGUCAUCUAUCUAGGUUCAGAAUAUUCUGCAAUUUUGUUCCAUUUCUCUCUCUAGUGGUAUGUAUCAUUAAAUACAAGAACUUUAUUGAAGCAGAUGGUGUUAUAUGGUUAUGGUGAUC